Messenger RNA from Argiope bruennichi, 1662 nucleotides. Its product is annotated as zinc finger BED domain-containing protein 4-like. Bases 1 to 1662 code for a protein of 553 amino acids. The record is from RefSeq and is a predicted model, not a curated record. NCBI's taxonomy places the organism in Eukaryota, Metazoa, Arthropoda, Arachnida, Araneae, Araneidae. Gene Ontology annotation, molecular function: DNA binding. The transcript has 7 exons.
AUGGAUCAAUCAGUAAUGCGUGGUGGAUAUAUUGGCAAAAGGAAACGCUCGCCAAUUUGGACUUUCUUUACUGCUGUUGAUGAAACCCAUGCUUGCUGUAAUAUUUGCAAAAACAAACUCUCUUAUGAGACAACAGUUACAAAUUUGACCAAGCACAUGAUGAAAAAGCACCCGACAGUAAGAUUAAAAGAGCUUCAGCGAGCAUCUUGUAACAUUCAGGUUAAUGAGGAAGCAAUUGAUGAGCCUAUUCCAGGGCCUUCAAGAAUUUCUACCUUGGAGCCUGAGAAUAAUGCUUUAAAUCCAGCCUACCGGUUGCCAAGUAGAGACACAAUAGUAAAUACAUUAUUGCCAUCUAUUUAUGAGGAAGUAUCACAUGACGUAGAGCGGGCCUGUUUCACCAUUAAAAAAGCUUGUGUUACAGCUGAUUACUGGACUUCAGUGGAUAAUGAAAGUUUUAUGGCGGUAACUGCACACUAUUUAGAUGAAGAAUUCAAAAUGAACUCUUUACUUUUGGAGGUUUCCGUUUUCAAUAUCGUCCGAACAAUAAGAAAUGAGCUCAGAUGGCCGCAUUUGGGAUGCUUCGCCCAUAAUCUUAAUUUAAUUAUUAAAGAUGCACUGGCUGAAUUUUCUGAUUUGAUUGAAAAAGUGAAGACUAUUGUCUGUCAUUUUAAAAGAAGCUCUCUGGCAAAUUCCAAACUGUUGGAAUGUCAAGUAACAGCAGGUAAAGAGGCUAAAGAAAUAAUACAAGAUGUUCCAACUCGAUGGAACUCAACAUUUCAUAUGAUAGAACGGUUUGUCGAGUUGGAAAGCUUCAUAAGAACGACAGUUGCCCUCUUAGAUGCCGAUCUGCCUCACUUAACAACGAAGGAGUGGAAAACAUUGCAACUAUUAUGCAAGAUUUUGAAACCGUUUGAAGAUGCAACAACGAUGGCAAGCGGGGAGAAUUACAUUACUGCUUCUUUAGUCAUCGUUGUUGUAAAUGGUUUAAGAGAUGUUUGUGCAGUACUAUUAAACUCCCCUGAUGUGCUACAAGAUGCAUUUGCGAAAAAUACUGUAACAAAUUUAAAUCAUUCUUUGCUAAAUAGAUUAGGAAAUGUAGAGAAUGAUAAAAUUCGGGCAACGUCUACAUUUUUAGAUCUGCGUUUUAAAGAUGUGGCGUUUAAAAACAAAUUAACUGCCGAAAAUGUAAAAUGGCAGCUAACUAAUUCAGUAGCAAAUAUGCUAAAUGAAGGUGUUGAUGAUCAAGUUGAUAACAACCAGGCAAUGGAUAAUAGCACAGAUUUUCAACAACUGACAUUAUCUUUAUGGGAUAGUUUUGAUAGAAAGGUCUCGGAACAUAAGCCAAAAGGGACAAUAAAUUCAAGGGCCUUAUUAGAAAUAAAUAGAUAUCUCGAAGAAGGGAUCAUUAGCCGAAAAUUUUCAGCUAAUUGCAGGUAUCCUCAGUCAAGGACUGCAGGGCCCAUUACGGCUGAUGAAAGAAUUCAGGCAGAAAACCAAUUUAUCCGAAUGGUUCAACGUGGUAAGUUUAAGGAGGAAAUUAGAGAUUUGAAAAGAGCCAGUACGGAAAGCUUGCCAACUUUCUAUGGUUGCCAAGAUUCUAGUGACGUCAUAGGAGGCAUCCAAUCAGCGUUAGGAUGCACUGAUUCCGAGCUUCUUAUAUAA